AUGAAGCCUGGAAAGAAGCUGAUUUGGUUCGAGCCCAAGAGCUCCUCCCGAAACUUUGAGGUGAUGCACCAGGGCCACUUCUGUGGACUCGACGGUCCCCGGGCCGCAUUCGCUGUGCACUCUCCCCUCCCGGGCUUCCGCAUCGAUCGCUUCUCUGCCUAUGGGACUGGGGAGGAAGAGGUGCUCUUUCCCCCACUGACUGUGCUCGAGGUUGUUGACAGCCAGAAGUGGAAUCAAGAGAAGAAGCAGGGUUUUCCGGACGACGUGGUGCUGAAGCAGGUGGAAUCGAAGAUCCUCAACCUGGAGCUCUUCCCAGGUUUCGCUCAGGUCGCAGCUCCGGUGGCCGCCACCACUGCGAUGAGUAGCGUGGUGCCGGCAGCUGCAGAACCCACGCAGAAUGGACCCAGUCCCGCACACGCCCAAUUAGCAAGAGCUUGGCGGCAGACCGGCAGGAGACGAUUGUUCAGCCGCUCCACGUCCGGGCCAGUGACAGAUGUAGCGACUCCGCAAAGCGCUUCGUGGCGAAUCAUUCUCCAUCGGCCUCCUUCGUGCAGCCGCUCACGGACUUCCUAA
Symbiodinium natans is the source of this 573-nucleotide messenger RNA. The record is from the annotation of a GenBank genome assembly. NCBI's taxonomy places the organism in Eukaryota, Dinophyceae, Suessiales, Symbiodiniaceae.